Carassius carassius (crucian carp) is the source of this 737-nucleotide messenger RNA. RefSeq names its product GEL complex subunit OPTI-like. The record is from RefSeq and is a predicted model, not a curated record. The transcript has 4 exons. NCBI's taxonomy places the organism in Eukaryota, Metazoa, Chordata, Actinopteri, Cypriniformes, Cyprinidae. Bases 137 to 520 code for a protein of 127 amino acids. Gene Ontology annotation, biological process: mitochondrial respirasome assembly.
CGCGCAUGCGCAGAGCCAGUUCCCCGAGCCGUGUCAAUGUGGGACGAGAAACCGCACAUCUGAGCGCUUACAGAAGAUUUCAGCACCCGGAUCAAGUGUUCAGACCUCGGAGCGCGUCUUUGGUCGUGUGUGCAUCAUGACGAGCAGCUCGAAGCGGAAAGAAGAGCUUCAUGUGCUGAACGGAGGACUGAAACAGUCCACAUGGAGCAAAGCCAUCAGCUGCAGAGCAGUGUGGGACGAGAAGGAUGAGUUUUUAGAUGUGGUGUACUGGCUCCGUCAGAUCAUCGCUGUGCUGUUGGGUGUAAUAUGGGGGGUGGCACCUCUGAAGGGGUUUCUGGGAAUAGCCAUAUUCUGUAUCAUCAACGCAGGCGUCCUGUACGUGUACAUCAGCAGUUUCCAGCAGGUGGACGAGGAGGAGUACGGAGGAACAUGGGAGCUCACCAAAGAGGGCUUCAUGACCUCAUUUGCCUUGUUUCUGGUGGUUUGGAUCAUCUUCUACACGGCGCUACACUACGACUGAGGACUGCAGGGAGACAGAGACGGACACUCAUUUAAUGUGAUCUGGAUGGAGCUACUUUCCAAGGCGUCUGUAUGUGUUACCAGCAGCAUGUGUGCUCCUGAGGAAGAGGUGCAUCGUGGGUACAAGACAUGUUAAUAACCGUCUGGAAGCCAGGAAGCUGAUGUCGUCCAGCGCACUGCCAUGGCUAAUGGGUUAAUAACUGUUGUUUCUGUUUGUC